Hippocampus comes (tiger tail seahorse) is the source of this 819-nucleotide messenger RNA. RefSeq names its product methyltransferase-like protein 24. Bases 247 to 648 code for a protein of 133 amino acids. The record is from RefSeq and is a predicted model, not a curated record. Lineage: Eukaryota; Metazoa; Chordata; Actinopteri; Syngnathiformes; Syngnathidae. The transcript is spliced from 2 exons.
GUGUGUGUUUCAAAAAAAGAUAACGUUUAUGUGUGGAAAGGAUAGAAUAUGUGAGAGCAUUAGUGUGAGUGCCCAUGGAUGCUCUCCUCCCCUUCCACCCAGCAAGGAUGACGGGGACGAUUCUUUCCUCAGGACUGCGUCAUCUUUCGGCUGCGACGCCCACCGCUUUGAUCACAGUGGCGCAGGUGCAUAUGUUGGUCACCGAAGCAACACUUUGGCCUGGUCGCCACGGCGACCCAGCACAGAAUGUGGUUGGAGUGGCGGACGUCGCCAAGGAAGACGCACAGCAGGCACCACGCCGGCACGUUGGUCGACAUCAUGCCCGAGCUGGGACACGUCACGGUCCACUUCCUGUACAUUGACCUCGUGUGCACCAAAUGGUGCGUCUUCCAGAACUGGAUGAAGCUAGGAACACUGCAUCACGUGCACCACGUGGUGGCCCGGGUGCACCUGCAGUGGGCUGGAUUCGAUGUGGGGGGCGCCGACGAGCAAGUGCUGCGCUAUUGGUUCAGCGUGCUGCAGGGGCUGCAAGCCACCGGGCUGCGGCUGGUGCACAGCAGCAGCGGCGAGGGACGCCGAGGGCUAAAACGUGAUGGCGGCAACGCCCGCAGCUUUUACACGCUUAGCUUCGUCAACACCAGACAAUGACGUCCGUCAGCUCAUUGUACGUUUCAUUAGGUAUGCAAAAAAAUAAUUCUGAAAAGCUCUCAUUUGGCCUCAAAUGAGUAUUCGUUAUUUUAAAAGCCUAGAGAAAUAACACAUUCAUUUUUUUUUUUAACUUCAUGAAUUUCGGGUGUUUACAUUUUUUUGUAUUUUGGC